AUGUCCACCAUCCCAACACCUCCAUCGACCACGCUCUCUGAACCAUCAUCUCCAACCGAACUCCCUGUACGUCUGAGCGACAACGACCGUGACGUGGAGGAUUUGGACUCGGAUCCCACAAUGCUUGGCCACCACCCAUCCCAUUCCGCCGCGGCCACGGCGCAACAAAUCAUCAAGACGACGACCACCACCAUCCGCCCUGUGACCGUCCACCCGAAACCAAUCUAUGUGAUUGUGGCGACGAGUCUCAAUCCGCCCAUGGGCAUUGGGAACAAAGGAGGUCUACCCUGGCCGCCGAUCAAGGCGGACAUGGCGUUUUUCCGCAAAGUCACCUCUUACGUCCCACCAACGACUUCCUCUUCGGAUCCAGAUUCUUCUCUGCUCAACCUCAAUGCCGUGAUCAUGGGCCGGAAAACGUGGGAGAGCAUUCCGCCUAAAUUCCGGCCCCUCCCCAACCGCUUGAACGUGAUCAUUACGCGCAGCAACCCUAGACAACUUGGUCAGCAGAUCGCCGAGGCGCAGAAUCAGAACCAAAAGGCUGAGCCCGAUGUCGUCGACUGGCGUGUCGGCAAGGUCGACGUGCCUGCUACCAAAACCAAUAUUCCCUCGACAACUUCGAAGCCGAACACCAACGACGCUACUGAGUCUGAGUCUGAGUCCGAAGCAACGCCCACCAUCGUCGUACCUUUGUCGUCAUCGUCAUCAUCACCAUCCUCGACUCAAUCGCCCAUCAUGAUCUCGCAAGAUCUCAAGUCCGCACUGGCCAUUCUGUCAUCAACCUCGCCAAUCUCGGUAUCUGUUCCCAAGAACUCUAAAACAGCGUCAGCGUCAGCGUCAGCAUCAUCACAAGAACCAAAAUACAUCUCCAUCUCCAUAUCAAUCCCCAAAAUCUUUUGUAUCGGCGGCGCCGAAAUCUACCGCCAAAUCCUGUCUCUGUCAUCGACCACUCCUAGCACUACGGGCCCAGAAACCGAAUUAUACGACGUGCGGAUUCUCCAAACCCAAGUCCGGAAAGCCACUGAUUCGACUGCCGGUAGUGUUAGUAGUACUACAACCGACAAUACUAGUACUGCUGCUUCUUCCGCCGCCGCCGCCGCCCGUCGUCCCUCGAGCACAAUUAUUGAACCGCCCAAAAAAGACGAUUUUUUCGAAUGCGACACUUUUUUCCCCGACGCCCUCCCCGCCGACCCGGCCAUCAAAUCGGCCAAAUGGAAGGUCGUCGCGCCUGAAAGACUGAACCAAUGGGUUGGCGAGGGCGUCGAGAUCCCCCAAUUUCAGAACCAGAACCAGAUCCAGAUCGAGGCCGGAGGAAACGACAACAGCAACAAGAACAAAAACAAAAACGACAGUGAUCGUGACCGUGACCAACAACAAAAGGAACAAAAAGAGGGCUGUGCUGAUGACGAUGUUGAUGACGACUAUGAAAGAUAUCGAAAGGGCAGUAUUAGUGCCCGGGUGCUGGAUGAUAAGAAUUGGUAUCGGGAUGGCAAGACCGCGAUAGAGAUUCGGGUGGUUGGAUGGGAGAGACGGUAG
Molecule: messenger RNA, 1533 nt
Organism: Exophiala dermatitidis NIH/UT8656
Lineage: Eukaryota; Fungi; Ascomycota; Eurotiomycetes; Chaetothyriales; Herpotrichiellaceae
Product: dihydrofolate reductase
Exons: 1
Coding region: 1-1533 (510 amino acids)
Biological process (GO): dihydrofolate metabolic process; tetrahydrofolate biosynthetic process; folic acid metabolic process
Cellular component (GO): mitochondrion
Molecular function (GO): NADP binding; dihydrofolate reductase activity
Source: RefSeq, a predicted model, not a curated record